Molecule: messenger RNA, 4074 nt
Organism: Emys orbicularis (European pond turtle)
Lineage: Eukaryota; Metazoa; Chordata; Testudines; Emydidae
Gene: DENND5B
Product: DENN domain containing 5B
Exons: 24
Coding region: 1-4074 (1357 amino acids)
Molecular function (GO): small GTPase binding; guanyl-nucleotide exchange factor activity
Source: RefSeq, a predicted model, not a curated record
AUGAGUGGGAGCGCUGCCCCCGGGCCCGGCUCGGCCCCCUGCCGCUUCGCUCACUACUUCGUCGUGUGCGGGACCGACGCGGACAGCGGGCUGGAGCCCGACGAACUGGCUGUCUUAUACCAGUGGCUAGAAGCAGAUCGCCAUGGCAAGAGCUCAGAUACUGCAAACAGAACCUCAGGAGAGAACUUUGACCAGAGCCCCUUAAGAAGAACUUUCAAGUCCAAAGUUCUGGCACACUAUCCUCAGAAUAUAGAGUGGAACCCCUUUGAUCAAGAUGCAGUGAACAUGCUGUGUAUGCCUAAAGGGCUAUCUUUCAGGACCCAGAUUGACAACAGAGACCCGCAGUUCCAUUCAUUUAUUAUCACCAGGGAAGAUGGUUCUCGUACUUAUGGAUUUGUGCUCACUUUCUAUGAGGAGGUCACAAGCAAGCAAAUUUGCACAGCCAUGCAAACGCUUUACCAAAUGCACAAUGCAGAGCAAUACAGCAGCGUCUAUGCCUCCUCUUCUUGCAGCAUGGACUCCCUGGCAAGCAGCAUUGAUGAAGGAGAUGCCACUUCCCUGGCCAAGCUCCAGCAGUACAACUCGUAUGACAUCAGCAGAGACACGUUAUACGUAUCCAAAUGUAUAUGUCUCAUCACUCCUUUGCCCUUUAUGCAGGCCUGCAAGAAGUUCCUUAUCCAGCUUUACAAGGCAGUUACUUCUCAGCAACCCCCACCUUUACCGCUGGAGAGCUAUAUCCAUAACAUUCUUUAUGAAGUGCCCCUUCCACCCCCAGGGAGGUCACUGAAGUUCUAUGGGGUUUAUGAGCCUAUCGUUUGCCAGAGACCUGGACCCAGUGAACUUCCACUGUCUGACUACCCUCUUCGAGAAGCCUUUGAGCUGCUGGGAUUGGAAAACCUUGUCCAAGUCUUUUCGUGUGUUCUCCUGGAGAUGCAGAUUCUUCUGUAUUCACAAGAUUAUCAGCGUCUGAUGACCGUAGCAGAGGGGAUCACCACACUGUUGUUCCCGUUUCAGUGGCAACAUGUAUAUGUUCCCAUCCUUCCUGCCUCUCUCCUGCAUUUUCUUGAUGCUCCUGUCCCUUACCUGAUGGGUCUUCAGUCCAAAGAGGGAACUGACCGUUCCAAACUAGAACUUCCUCAAGAGGCUAACUUGUGCUUUGUGGAUAUUGAUAAUCAUUUCAUAGAGCUGCCAGAGGAACUUCCCCAGUUCCCGAACAAACUGGAGUUUAUUCAGGAAAUCUCUGAAGUUCUCCUUCAGUUUGGAAUCCCUCCGGAGGGUAACCUGCACUGCAGUGAGAGUGCCACCAAACUCAAGAAUCUUGUCCUUAAUGACUUGGUCAAUGACAAGAAGAACGGAAAUAUACCCAGUAACACCAUCAACAUGUACGAGUUGCUGAAAGGCAAUGAAACCAUCGCCCGUCUGCAGGCUCUAGCAAAGAGGACGGGAGUGACGGUAGAAAAAAUGACCAUCACAGCUCCUAUGGCAGAGAAGGAAAGGGACGUAAAACUGCAGUGUGAAGAAGAGGAGCUGAGGGACUAUAAACUAAAUGUGCAGCUUCGUGAGGUCUUUGCCAACCGCUUCACUCAGAUGUUCGCGGAUUAUGAGGCCUUCGUCAUUCAAGCCGCACAGGAUAUGGAGUCCUGGCUGACAAACAGGGAACAGAUGCAAAACUUUGACAAAGCUUCUUUUCUGUCGGACCAGCCUGAGCCUUACCUGCCAUUCCUCUCACACUUCAUUGAAACCCAGAUGUUUGCAACCUUCAUAGAUAAUAAGAUUAUGUCCCAGUGGGAAGAGAAGGACCCCUUUCUGCGGGUGUUUGACUCCAGAAUUGAGAAAAUUAGACUGUAUAAUGUAAGGGCUCCUGCACUGCGGUCAUCUAUAUACCAGAAAUGCAGCACUUUAAAAGAAGCAGGUCGGCUAUCUAUCCAACGGCUUAUUUCUGUUGAUAUUGUGGCACCGGAACCUCAUGUUCUGUAUCGUGAAAGGCAGCAAGAUGAUACCCAAUCCAUUGAACAGCGGCUAAUGAAGAUUGAUCACACUGCCAUCCACCCACACUUACUUGAUAUGAAGAUCGGUCAAGGCAAAUACGAACAAGGGUUCUUUCCAAAGUUGCAAUCAGAUGUGCUGGCAACAGGACCUACCAAUAACAAUCGGUGGGCCAGUCGAAGUGCCACAACACAGCGCAGGAAAGAUCGCCUUAGACAACAUUCAGAACAUAUUGGACUGGACAAUGAUUUAAGAGAGCCAUCGGAGGAGCUUUUGAUUCGUCAGAACUCAAUGGCAUUCUGGGAGUGGGAUCAGGGGCCACCCCCUCCUGCACGACCGCCUAAAAAAUCCUUCUCUGAAUGCUGCCUGAAAUACAUGCAGGAGGCAAGGAGUUUGGGGAAAAAUUUAAGGCAACCCAAACUCUCAGACCUUUCUCCAGCUGUAAUUGCUCAGACAAACUGGAAAUUUGUGGAAGGGUUACUGAAAGAAUGUCGCAUGAAGACUAAACGUAUGUUGGUAGAGAAGAUGGGCCAUGAAGCAGUAGAGCUGGGACAUGGAGAGGCCAACAUAACAGGUCUGGAGGAAAAUACAUUGAUUGCUAGUCUUUGUGACCUGUUGGAAAGGAUCUGGAGCCAUGGUCUACAAGUCAAACAGGGGAAAUCUGCUUUGUGGUCCCAUUUGCUUCAGUACCAGGAAAGGGAAGAGAAGCAAGAACAUAUGGCGGAGUCCCCGGUUGCCCUGGGCCCGGAAAGAAGGAAGUCUGAGACAGGAAUUACAUUACCUACACUGAGAGUCUCACUUAUUCAUGAUAUGAGGCAUAUUCAGAACAUGAGUGAGAUAAAGACCGAUGUGGGUCGAGCUCGAGCAUGGAUAAGGUUGUCUCUUGAAAAGAAGCUUUUGUCUCAGCACCUAAAGCAGCUUCUCUCUAACCAAGCACUCGCUAAGAAACUUUAUAAGCGUUAUGCUUUCCUACGCUGUGAAGAAGAACGAGAGCAGUUCCUCUAUCACCUUCUUUCGCUCAAUGCUGUGGAUUACUUCUGCUUCACAAGUGUCUUCACCACAAUCAUGAUUCCAUACAGGACUGUGAUAAUCCCUAUCAAAAAACUAAGCAAUGCAAUCACCACAUCAAACCCAUGGAUUUGUGUUUCAGGAGAACUAGGAGAUACAGGAGUAAUGCAGAUUCCUAAAAAUCUUCUAGAAAUGACAUUUGAGUGCCAGAAUUUAGGGAAGCUAACAACUGUUCAGAUUGGUCAUGACAACUCAGGAUUAUUAGCCAAGUGGCUGGUAGAUUGCGUCAUGGUGAGAAGUGAAAUCACAGGACACACAUACAAAUUCCCAUGUGGACGAUGGCUGGGGAAGGGAGUUGACGAUGGCAGUCUGGAGAGAAUUCUUAUUGGAGAACUGAUAACUUCAACGUCGGAUGAAGAUCUUGGGAAGCAGUGCCGUACCCCCCCUCAACAGAAAUCCCCAACCACAGCUCGCAGACUGAGUAUCACCUCCCUUACAGGAAAAAAUACAAAACCUAAUGCAGGGCAGAUCCAAGAAGGAAUUGGGGAAGCUGUGAACAAUAUUGUGAAACAUUUUCACAAGCCCGAGAAAGAGAGAGGCAGCCUUACCAUUCUACUGUGUGGUGAAAAUGGUCUGGUUGCAGCACUGGAGCAGGUCUUCCACCAUGGAUUCAAAUCUGCUCGGAUUUUCCACAAGAACGUAUUCAUCUGGGAUUUCAUAGAGAAAGCUGUUGCUUACUUUGAAACCACUGACCAGUUUGGGGACAACGAAGAGGACGUCUUGCUUCAGAGAUCAUCCUGCAAAACAUUCUGUCACUAUGUAAAUGCUAUCAGUACUGCACCAAGGAACAUCGGGAAGGAUGGCAAAUUCCAAAUCCUGGUUUGCCUGGGGACUAGGGAUCACUUCCUUCCUCAAUGGAUUCCAUUGCUAGCAGAGUGUCCUGCCAUCACAAGGAUGUAUGAGGAGAACGCCUUUCUGCGGGACCGCAUGACAGUGAAUUCCCUCCUCAGAGUCCUACAGACAUUACAAGAUUUCAACAUCAUCCUAGAAGGGUCACUCAUUAAAGGAGUGGAUGUUUAG